AUGUCAUAUCCUAGUCAGCGCAACCCACUCUCGGACGCGAUGAGGCGGGAUAAGCAGCAAGUGGGUAGAUCAUCUACACUAGAAGGCCAUGAUGAUCAUGGCCGGAAGAGAAAGCGCGAUUUUGAGCCAGACCUAGACAUCGAAGGCAAUGCUACCAAGAAACAGGCAGAAAAUACCAUCAUAUACACACUGGAGGACGCCAUGAGGUCGAAGUUGGAAAGAGAACCGCCCAUCAAGAAGCGUCCUGUUCUUCGGCGAAUGCACACGAGGUCAAUGGCUGCUCAGCGCGUACGACUUGCCAACCAAUGUGCAGGCAAUAGCGACAAAUAUGCUGGGCGCGUAGCACUUGCCGACCAACGUGGAAAGGUGGCAGUCUGGUCAGGCACUAGCGACAAAUACAUUGUCACCAACUACAAUAUCUAUCAGAAGUACUGGGCCCCGCCUCAUGAGUCUUCCGAUGAUGUUCCAUACACUGCGUGGCCUCCACCCUACCCUAAAAAUCAAUACAUUGACCACCGGAAAGAACGCCAGCGAAAGGAUCUCCAACGAGAAAUCAGCGCAAAACACAAGAUGCAUCAAGGCGCUUUUCCAUUCAAGGACCGCCCCGAACUCGGAUGGGAUGAUGAUCAUUUCGAUCCCUGGGAACAUAAAAAGAAGCUAGAAGAGGAGAAAAGAGAACAGAAGAAAUUGAGAAAGGCGUUACAUAGUGCAGGUCAUAGAGUCAAUCUUCAAGGAAAACGCGAAAUUGAAGAACUCAGACGACGAGCAAACAUCACACAGACUAUUAACACGGGUGCUGGACAACCCCAAACCAAACCUCGCAUCCUUGAUCACCUAGCCCUCUCAUUCCUUCCCCUUUCACACCGCAAUCACCCACUCACGACACACGUCGCAAUCAAGCCAGAACAAAGACUUCUGUACACUCACUUCAAAACACCAGGACGGAUAAUCAUUCGAGCCCGGCAAAAAGCCCAAGACACUCAGACACAGAAGGAUGGGCAAGAAGAUCUAGAUGUCGUAUCUCCCUUCGCAGGACCAGCGGCCAUUCGAGCUCAAUCAGAGCUUAUGGCCUCUGGACUCGGGGAGACGGGCGCACAGAUCUGGAUAUGGCGAUGCCAGGGUGUGAGGAUUGAGAGCGUGUUCAGGUCUACAUGGGUGGGGAAAGAGUAG
Messenger RNA from Bacidia gigantensis, 1170 nucleotides. RefSeq lists its product as uncharacterized. The transcript is spliced from 4 exons. The coding region runs from base 1 to 1170 and encodes 389 amino acids. Lineage: Eukaryota; Fungi; Ascomycota; Lecanoromycetes; Lecanorales; Ramalinaceae. The record is from RefSeq and is a predicted model, not a curated record.